UUUUGUUUUUUUCUUCUUAAUUGCGUUUGAUUGAUUGAUUUGAUUUGAUGAUUUGCAUACAAACGGUUAUUUUUGUGUUGGCAGAGAGAACAAAACAUUGAAUUUUUGAUUUUUUUUUUGUGAGAAAUUCUUUGAAAUUUUUUUUUGUUUUGUAUUUUGAUUCUGCUAUUGCCUGAUACAAAAUUCAUCAUUUUUGGAAUUGUGAAAACCUGAAAUAACGAAUUACGGAACCUUAAAUAGGCAAGAGAAAGACUGUGAGAGGAAGUGAUCAAAUUGAUUUAUGAUAAUGUUGACGGAAGUAGCCAAUAUAACGACAAAUAAAACUAUUGAAUCUUCAUCAACAUCCUCAUCAACGAUAAAUAAAAUGGAAUCGGCUACAAUUAUGAAUCAAUCCUCAUCAUCAUCGACAAUAAAUAAUAAUUCUACAUCAUCUCCAUUAACAUCGGCCGCUGCUGCUGUAAAUGCUACUGGAUCAUUGAUGAAUGAUACAUCUUCAUUAUCAUCAUCGUCGAUGCUAUCGAAUCUUGUACCAGGAUCUGGGAGAUUUUCAAACGGUUCGAAUAUGAUGAAAAGUAAUCUGAUGAUGAUGAGCGGUGUUGGUGGUCAUCACCACCACCAACAACAACAUACCAAUAAUCAAACCGGUGUCGAUUCAUUUGAUUAUAAUUCAUCUAUUUUGUUUGAUCAAUUAUCGACAACAUCUAAAAAUCUAUUUGGACAACCACAAUUGCAGCAACAACAACAACAACAACAAUUUGGUCAUAAUUCAAAUCAAUCAACUUUCAAUAUGGUUGGUAAUUAUUUUCAACAACAACAACAACCAACAAAUCAUCUUUAUAUGCAACAACAACAACAACAAGUUAUGAAUAAAAUUGUUCAACAACACCCACAACGGACACCAAUUGGUUCACCAUCAUCGAAUGGUUCGAAAAUAAGGAAAACAUCAACAUCGGUUACAUCGACAGCAACAACAACAUCUUCAUCAACAUCAUCACAGAAUGUGAAUAAAUCACCAUCAAAAACAAUGCCAAAUCAAUCCCCUAUUAUUGGAGUUGGUAGUGGUGUUGGAAGUAAAAAUGUGUGGAAAUCUAAUGGUAAUCAAUCGACAAUGACAAAUGGCCUAUUUCAUACGAAUCAAUCAAUAUCAUGGCUACAAUCAACGCCAAAAGAUAGUGAUCAUAUACUUCAACAAAUGUUUACUGAUCUUCAACAGCAACAACAACAACAACAACGAUUUAAUACAGCUGUUGGCGGUAAAUUUACCGGUUUAAUGGCCAAUGGUCAUAAUGAUCAUAUAAUAGUUGAUACAAACAAUUUUGGCCUUUCAACCACAUCAACAUCAUCAUCAUCAUCAUCACCGGCAACAAUGCGUGAUAUUUAUAAUUCAUUUGUUGAUACAAACAAUUCGAAUGAUACUAUUAUUAGUAGUGUUGGUGGUAAUAAUAGUAAUUAUCAAUCAACUAUAACAACACCGAAUUCAACCGCAUCAUCAUCUUGGACUGGUAGUGGACAACAUUGGUCAGAUCAACAAUCUCAUUCUAAUACCAUAAAUAUACAAAUGAAUCGACCAUCAUCAACAACGAAUCAUAAUCAACAGGAAUCUAAUGGACUAUUCAAUGUAUGGAAUGUUGGUAAUACAACUGUUGUUGAUUCAAUUAAUGAACAUUUGAAUACAAUUCUUGGUCAUCAAUCUAUUAAUAACAAUAACAAUAAUAAUCAUCAUCAUGUUCAUCAUACACCGAAUGAUUCAUCCAUUAUAUGGUCAUCUGAUCAUCAAUGGUUACGGCAAAAAAACAAUAAUGUUGAUAAUCUAAUGAUGCCAAUAUUAUCAUCGACAUCAUCGUUAUAUGGUUCGAUUUCGAAUAAUAGCAAUUCAUCGAUUUCAUCCAAUAACAAUAUCAACAAAGAUUCAAUAUUUAGAUCACAACAACAAUCAAAAUUAUUGUUGGAUUUUUAUCACGAUAAUCUUGAGUAUUUCAUGAAAGAAGAUCUACAUGUAACGAAAACAAUGUUGGAUUUUUAUAUGGAAAAUUUUUCACUUCGAUCAACGAAUAUAUCAACACCUACAACAUCACAGCAAUCGAAUCCAUUAUCAUCAAGUCUUGAAAUGGAACAAAUCAUUUUGAAUCGUUUAUUGUCACGUAAAUCAGAUACGAAUCCGGCAUCCGGUGAUUCGAUGGAUUCUGAUUGGGAUGAAUUUGCCAAUGUUUAUUAUGAUCUGCAGGAAAAUGAACGACGUUUACAAUAUCUGGAUAAAGUAUUGAUACAAUCAAAGUUGGAAGAAAUGAAAAAACUUUAUACAUUAUGGUUUAUGAGUGCUAUGCAAUUAUCAUCUAAUAAUUCAAUGAAUUCUAUAAAUAUUGAAUCUGAUUCUGGCACAACGAAAACAGUUGGAUCAUCAACAACAACAUCAUCAUCAUCAUCAUUGGAACAAAAUAAUAACAAUAAUCAAUCAAUACAAAAUUAUCAACAAUGUAUGGCAAACGUACAGGAUAAAUUGAAACAAUUACAAAUGGAUUUAAAAAUGUUACAGCAAGAUAGUGGUUUAAAACAAUUUCAGAUAACCGUAUUACGAUUACUGAAAUAUUAUAGAAAAUUAUUCAAUAUGAUACCGAAAGAAAUUUUAUUGAAUUUAUCAAUUAUAAAUCAAUUACAGCAUAACAACAACAAUAAUAUUGAUGAUGAUAGUAAAAUAUUGAAAAAUGCAAAAAAUUCAUCAAUUAAUGAUCAAAGUAGUGAUGAUGAUGAUGAUGAUAAUAAUGAUGGUAAUAAUAGCGAUGAAGCAUUCAGCGAUGUUGAUCAGGAAUCUGAAUCCAGUCGAUCGAUCGAUUGUAUUAGCAGCAGCAAUACAACAACAACAACAAUAGCUGAUCAACGAAAACUACAACAUUCAUAUCGACAAUUUUUAAAACGUGUACGUUGUCUAUCGGCCAAUCAACAACAUUUAUUAUAUUCGAAUGAUAUGGAAUUGAAAAAAAAUAAUCGAAAGAAUCGGAAAACAAGUUCAGCUAGUUUGAUGGCGAUAAACAAGAAUAAUAAUAGUAGCAAUUCAAUGAUGAAUGGUUGUAAAACUACUAUUGGUGGUGGUGGUGGUGUUAGUGGUAAUGAUGAUGAUGUUGCUGCUACAAUAACACCGAAUAAGAAUAAAAAUAAAUCAAAAUCAUAUCCACAAAUUGUACGACUACGAAUGGAGCAAUCACUAUAUUUUCCUUAUUAUUAUCCAAUGUCAGCCGAUAGUCUAAAUAUUCAUGGACCAAUAACGGUUGUUUAUAAUCGGCCACCAAAAACAGGUCAACGUAUGAUCAUUGGACAUUUGACACAUAAUUGGAAUCUAAUUGAAACAAUUGAACAAGAAACACAUCGAUCCGGUACGACAGGUACACUGGUAUUGGAACCAAAGUUUUCCGUAUCCAUAUCGGAUUCGAUAGGUAACAAUAAUUUGAUAAUCUCACAGGAUUCACAAGCAACAGUUCCAACAUCAAUGUUGAAAUUAAUCAACAGGUUACGUACAUUGUUUCCAAAUGUGCCAAUAAAUCAAUUGGUCGAAAUCAUACGGCAAGCAAAAUAUAUAUUAGUAAAACGAUAUAAAAUUCAAUACGGAUUUUCUGGAUUUAAAAUGGGACAAUUAGUAAAAUUUAUCAGUGAUUUAAUUGUUGAAAUGGGCGUUCAAUCAGCAACACCAUCACAAUCGAUCGAUACAAUGUGUUUGAAUUCGAAUAAUCCUUUGUCUGUUGUCAAAAUAGUGAAUGGUUCGACUGUUACAACAACAACAACUACAACGAUAGCAUCUAAAGGUGGAAUAUCUUGGUCGAAAAUAGCCGCACAAAAUAGUUCAUCAUCAUCGAUACCAUCAACACCGACAGUUAAAGAUUUUGGUUGUGCAUCAUCAUUAACAUCAUCUACAUCGACAGCAACAACAAAUACGAUGACAGGAACAUCCGGUUUAUUAAUAUCAUCAGCAACGACACCUAUCGGAAUGAUAUCACCAAUAAUGAUGAUGUCGAAACCAACACCAUCAUCAACACCAUUAUCAUCGACAUCGUCAUCAUCAUUAAUAUCGACUACAUCGUUGACCGGCAAUAAUAAUAAUAAUAAUAUGAAUACAUCAUUUACAUCGUCAUCAUUGUCAUCAUUGAUGGCUGAUAAUAAUAAUAGCAAUAACAACAAUAAUAAUGGUAGCAGUGGUAAUCAUCAUAAUUGUGCCUUAUGUCAUAAAACAAUGAUGGCUCCAACUAUUAAUAAUAAUAGUGUUACAAGUUUAGCAACAAAACUUGGUGGUGGUGGAUUCCGUUAUAUGCCACAUUGUAAACAUUUAUUUCAUAAAGAGUGUUUUGAAAGUAUCCAAUCGACAACGACAGCAGCAGCAGCAGCAGCAGCAAAUUCUUCGAUAUUAAAUAACAAUACCAACAACAGCAACAUUAACACCAGUAAUAACAAUAUCAAUGUCAAUUGUCCAUUAUGUGAGAAAUUAUUUGUAUUACGUAAAGAUGAAUUCCCAUCACUUAAUUGAUGCAUUAAUUAAUUGAAUGAUUCUUGUUGGAUGAAUUAUUUUGCAAAAAAAAAGAAUAUUCUUUUUUCUUUGCCUAAA
Dermatophagoides farinae (American house dust mite) is the source of this 4588-nucleotide messenger RNA. Lineage: Eukaryota; Metazoa; Arthropoda; Arachnida; Sarcoptiformes; Pyroglyphidae. The record is from RefSeq and is a predicted model, not a curated record.